Molecule: messenger RNA, 1503 nt
Organism: Alternaria novae-zelandiae
Lineage: Eukaryota; Fungi; Ascomycota; Dothideomycetes; Pleosporales; Pleosporaceae
Exons: 3
Coding region: 1-1503 (500 amino acids)
Molecular function (GO): oxidoreductase activity; heme binding
Source: RefSeq, a predicted model, not a curated record
AUGUCGCGGAUCAAUGGAGCUGAAGUAGCAAAGCACAGCAGCAAGAAGGAUUGCUGGAUAGUGCUGGAUUCAAAAGCGUAUGAUGUAACCAACUUCCUGGCGGACCACCCAGGUGGCGCACCGAUCAUCUUGAAGAAUGCCGGGUCGGAUGCGACAGAAGAGUUCAAGAAAUACCACCCGUUGAGUUAUCUGGAGGAUUAUCUGCCUAAAGAUGCCUUCCUCGGUCCCGUCGACCCCAACACGUUUGGUCAGCUACGCCAGAUUAAGAGCGAAGAGUCGACGAAGCCGUCUGACACCGAUCCAAACUCCAAGGAAAUCCCACAUGUGAGCCUUUGCGUCUCCACGACCGACUUUGAGGCAGUGGCAAAGGCUGUCAUGCCUCACAAGUCGUAUGUCUAUGCGUCCGGUUCUGCAAACACUGGCGCGUCGAUCAGAGGCAACAUAGAUGACUGGGGGCGCAUCAACUUCCGUCCGCGUGUGAUGCGCAACGUCGGCGAUGUAGACACGCGCCGCAAGAUAUUCGGACACAGCUCGCCAUACCCAUUCUACAUCUCGCCGAUGGGAACGAUGGGCGCCAUUCACGAAGCUGCCGAGCCAGAAAUGAUCCGGGGCGCAGUGCGCAAGGGCAUCCACAAAGUCGUCAGUACUGCAAGUUCAAAGAGUAGUGAGCAGAUCAUGCAGAGCUACAAAGAUGAGCAGCAGAGGCUUGGAAACAACAGCACAACACAAUUGUUCUACCAAUAUUACAUGCCUGUCGACCGCAACAAGGCUAUUGAACUCAUGCGCAUCGUCAAGCGGUGCGGUUAUAAUGGACUGUGGAUAACAGUCGACACGCCUGUUCUUGGAAAACGAACUGCGGAUCGCUAUCUCCAGGCUGAGGAGGCGCUAGCAGUCGGGCUCGCAGAAGAAAGUACAGCGGAAUGGGAGACCGGCGGCGACAACGCUUUCGCACCCGCUAUGGGUGGACGGCCAGUUCAGGGUCAGUUGAGCCCACAUACGACCUGGGAAGAUCUCGAGUGGAUUCGCAAGGAGUGGGAUGGUCCAAUCGUGCUGAAGGGCGUGCAGUGUGCGGAUGAUGCGAAGCUUGCGAUGGAUUAUGGCUGUGAUGGGAUUCUUUUAAGCAACCAUGGCGGCAGGCAACUGCAUACCGCGCCGAGUGCUCUUAUGACGUUGCUGGAGAUUCGAACGUACUGUCCAGAAGUCCUGGGGAAGCUGGAAGUUUUCCUCGAUGGCGGUCUGAGAGACGGAAACGAUGUGCUAAAAGCAUUGUGUCUAGGCGCCACAGCCGUCGGCGUAGGGAGACCCUUCCUAUACGCGCUUGGUGCGUAUGGGUCGAAAGGCGUCGAGAGAUGUGUUGACAUUCUUGCGGAUGAGCUGCAGACAGGUAUGCGGUUGUUGGGCAUAACAUCACUGGAUCAGUGCAGGCCUGAGAUGGUUAAUGCGACGCGUCUACUUAAUGAAAUGUGGCGACCAGAGCAGCUGAGUCUGAAGAGCAAGCUGUAA